Molecule: messenger RNA, 723 nt
Organism: Puccinia graminis f. sp. tritici CRL 75-36-700-3
Lineage: Eukaryota; Fungi; Basidiomycota; Pucciniomycetes; Pucciniales; Pucciniaceae
Exons: 2
Coding region: 1-723 (240 amino acids)
Molecular function (GO): zinc ion binding; nucleic acid binding
Source: RefSeq, a predicted model, not a curated record
AUGAACAACCCUUCGGCCCUGAUCCAAACAGUUCCAACUUUGGACGGCAACUCGGUAACUUUUACGUCGUGGCGAAAUCGACUCCAGAACGUCCUACAGAUUCAAGGAGUCCUCGACAUAGUCAACAAGGCCCCCCCACGUCCGAACAACGCUGACUCCAAGGAAGGUAAACUCGCGGUCCGAUCUCCGGAACAACGAGGUUACAACCCUGAAGACUACGGAGCAGAUUGGGUCCGACAUGGCAUGCUCAACUAUCCAAAUGACAUUGUCAUCGGAUCUCGCUAUACGAUACGAAACGGUAAAGCCCGCCAUCAACCAAUUGCGAAGUGGAUCGCUUGGCUUCGGAUGGCUGCCUCGGAUCUGGCAAGCGUAAAACUCACUCCCUCCGAUCAGCAGAUUUGUGAUCGACUCAUCCGCGGCCUAGACGACUCGUGGAAAACGAUCAGGGAUCAUUUGGCAUACUCGCCAAACAAGAUCUCCCUUGAUGACGCUGUCGGUGCGCUUGAAUCUCAUGAGAUCUCGACAAACACUCCACUCGACCACUCUGAUCAACUGCAGUCAGCCUCCGCCGCAGUGAAAGGUAAAGGCCGACCGCGAUGCUACACCUGCGGAGAAAAAGGCCAUCACUCAGCCGAAUGCCCAAAGAAGAAGUCCUUCAAGUCCUCUUCAAAAUCGGCCGAGGCUCGAGCAGGCGCCACAGCAGUGGCUCAUCUAGGCAACUAA